Molecule: messenger RNA, 1529 nt
Organism: Zea mays
Lineage: Eukaryota; Viridiplantae; Streptophyta; Magnoliopsida; Poales; Poaceae
Exons: 2
Coding region: 87-1367 (426 amino acids)
Molecular function (GO): protein binding
Source: RefSeq, marked validated
GUCCCCUCCUCCUGUAGGUGUCCAACUUGACUACAGCCACCUCUCGGCUCCAUUCUGCCCCUCCUCCUUCUCAGUCGGCAGCCACCAUGCCACCGCACGCAACCAAGGAUCCCGUCGCCGCGCCUGCAGCAGCCACGGCGGCGGCGCUGUCGCGGGCCCUGGCGGCGGCGCGCCCUUUCCUGCGCGGGGAGGAGGCGGAGGUGGACCCGGCGCUGCCUGGCCUCGCCGCCGUGCUGCGCGGCGCGGGCGCCGGCGAGUGCUGGCACAAGCACGGCACGUUCCUGGCGCACCUGCUGGACGUGCACCGGAUCCUCCGCCUGUGGGGCGCGCCCGACGCCGUGGCGCGCUGCGGCCUCUACCACUCCGCCUACUCCAACUCCUACGUCAACCUGGCCAUCUUCCAGCCUGACACCGGGCGCGCCCACGUCGCUGCCGUGGUCGGCGGACCCGCGGAGCGCCUUGUCCACCUCUUCUGCGUCGUCCCCAGGCAGCAGCUCGUCCACGACGACCUGCUCUUCCACUACUCCGACCAGGACCUCGCCGACGACCUAGCCAGCUCCGAGGAGUCGGUCCGGGACGCCCGGCGCGGCGUGUUCGACGACGCCCAGCCGUGGCGGCGCAAGAUCCAGCGCCUCCUCCCGGCGGACGGCAUCACGGUCAAGCACAUCAGGACAGGGGAGGAUGUGUCACUGUCCAGGCGCAUCGCAGCGACGUUCCUCCUGAUGACCAUAGCCGACUUCAGCGACCAGCUGUUCGACUGGCAGGACCGCCUCUUCGACAACAGCAACGGCCGCCUCGAGUUCAGCGGCAACACCUGGACCUCCCUCUGGCCCGGCACCGGCAAGCCUGGCCUCUGGGUCACCUCUAGCUCCCGCAUGGCCGCGCUCUACACCCUCAUCGUCCGCGAGGAGGAGAUACACAUCACGCAGCGAGCGCGAGAUACACAUGGCCGGGACGAGGACAUGGACCUGGUGAUCCCCCCGGUGUUCAACGGCUGCACCCGAUUGCUCAACGCCGAGGACCAGAAGGUGGCACGAGACCUCUACUGGGAGGCGGUAUGCGGCGAGGAGGCGUCGGACUGGCUCAAGGUGGAGCAGCUCCUCCAGCAGAGCAUUGCCAAGAACCCGUUUGUGGGGGAACCACACCUGGUGCUUGCCCAGGUGUACCUUAACAUGGAGAGGUACGGCGAGGCGCAGAUGCAGGCAGAGGAAGGUCUGAGGCUGUUGCUGGAGUGGGGCAGCAGCUGGGACAAGAGGAUGCCAUGGGAGGGCUGGGUGUCCUGGGGCAGGGCGAUGCUGACCAAGGCCACCGACAAGGAUUGGCCGCAUACCUCAUUCGGGAUCCUCAGCCUUGGGCUUGUCAAAUGAUACAUAUAUUCUCACCGUAUGCAUAUGUAUGUAUUUGUACGAAAUAAUAAACCCAAGGCCAGGGGGUCAAGCCAAACAAUAAUUUGAUGUACUUGGAAUUCAGAUGUGUUAUCAAACACAACUUGUCUGCCAGUCCUCUUCAGUCAUAGUUAAGUUCAUCUG